AUGUUUGCUAAAUUCAAGCGAAACGAUUUUGGACCGUUGAAGCAAAUGAAAGCUACGCUCGCAAAACACGCCAAGGCUAAAAUCAAAGAACUUUAUCCGGGCCUUCCUAUUGACACUAUAUUUCCAAAAGACGUUCCCAUUAAUUGCGCGAACUCAAAAUUGGACCACUCAACGGCUAUGUUAGUUAAUGACAAAGUCUACUUUUUCCAACACAAAUCAGACGUGUUCGUUCCGACAUUAUAUCUCGCCAUGUCAUACCCCGAGAUGAUGACAAAAGUCCAGGUAGAUACUGGAGCAAUCAAACACCUUCUUGCUGGGAGUGAUGUGAUGGCUCCGGGGCUUCUUUCCAAAGGCGCGAAACUCGAUGAUGGCAUUAAAGAAGGGGAGUUUGUGUUGAUCAUGGCCGAAGGGAAACAGAACCCAAUAGCAAUUGGACAGAUGAAACUGUCCUCAGAUGAUAUCAAAAAGGUCAAAACAGGCGUUGCCAUUGCAAUGUACCAAUUUGCAGGCGAUGGAAUGUGGAUGGACUGCAUCGAACACUACGAGGAGUGA
This is a messenger RNA of Entamoeba invadens IP1, 552 nucleotides long. Its product is annotated as translation machinery-associated protein, putative. The record is from RefSeq and is a predicted model, not a curated record. The transcript has 2 exons. The coding region runs from base 1 to 552 and encodes 183 amino acids. Gene Ontology annotation, molecular function: RNA binding. NCBI's taxonomy places the organism in Eukaryota, Evosea, Mastigamoebida, Endamoebidae. Gene Ontology annotation, biological process: formation of translation preinitiation complex.